This is a messenger RNA of Striga hermonthica, 621 nucleotides long. NCBI's taxonomy places the organism in Eukaryota, Viridiplantae, Streptophyta, Magnoliopsida, Lamiales, Orobanchaceae. The record is from the annotation of a GenBank genome assembly.
AUGGGACAACAACCACCACACAUCAUCAUAAUCCCACCACCUUUCCAGGGCCACAUAAACCCUUCGGUCCAGCUAGCCCUGCACCUCGCCGCCAAGCGCUUCGUCGUCACUUUCGUCAACACCCAAUUCAUCCACCAUCGGAUCAAAUCGGCAAGAAAAAUCGACGGUGAAGAUUUGUUCGCCCGAGCACGCGGGUCGGGUCUUGACAUCCGGUACAGGACGAUUAGCGACGGGUUUCCCCUGUCGUUUGACCGGUCUUUACACCGGGAGCAGUUCAUGAUGGGCCGGAUCCACGUCUUACCGGCCCAUGUAGACGAGGUUGUGGGUGAGCUCGUGGGCUUCGAUCCCCGGCCCGGUUGCUUGGUCGCUGAUACUUUUUCGACUUGGGGCUAUGAUGUGGCCCGGAAGUAUGGGCUCGUGUUUGUUUCCUUGUGGACUCAACCGGCGGCGGUUUUGUCGAUUUACUGCCACGUGGACGUGUUGAGGGAAAAUGGAAACCGAUACCUCAUCACCGAUGCACCGAGUAAUCCACAAAGCCUUUUUGGAUGUGAAAAAAGCCGAUUUCAUCGUCUGCAAUACCGUGGAAGAGCUCGAGCCCGAACCAAUUUCCGCGCUGAAUGA